Pelobates fuscus (common spadefoot toad) is the source of this 2567-nucleotide messenger RNA. RefSeq names its product paired like homeodomain 2 (gene PITX2). The record is from RefSeq and is a predicted model, not a curated record. Lineage: Eukaryota; Metazoa; Chordata; Amphibia; Anura; Pelobatidae. The transcript is spliced from 3 exons. Gene Ontology annotation, molecular function: DNA-binding transcription factor activity, RNA polymerase II-specific; RNA polymerase II cis-regulatory region sequence-specific DNA binding. Gene Ontology annotation, biological process: anatomical structure morphogenesis; regulation of transcription by RNA polymerase II. Gene Ontology annotation, cellular component: nucleus. The coding region runs from base 566 to 1546 and encodes 326 amino acids.
AGCGGCUGAGCCCAUCGCUGAAUCUCCACUGUGACUUGUGAAAGUCCAGUCCUGUGUUGCUAGACUUAGUGAAUGGGAGCAUUAGCUUUAUUUUAUUUUUUUUAUUUGAUAAAUCCUGUGUGUGAGCCAAGGAGGAAGUGUCAGGCAACUGGAUACUGACAAGUCUCAGCCUUCUCCCUGAUGCCUACCCCCAGGUCCACCAUGCAUUUCCUGCUAGCUCAGUAGAGGGAUCAUUCUGCAUUCUGCAUCAUUCUUGAUAAAGAGAGACCACUGCCUGUAACAGAGAGGAGGUAUUAGACAGUCCUAGCAGUAUAAAGACUUCAGUGGACUAAACAGGACUUACAUGUAAGGCUCCUUAAGCCUGCACUUAACAAGUGACUUGCUGACACUAUUUCCCCCUAGCCUCAUUACUCUUGUAGCAUGUUGGACACACAGUGGAAUUGAAUUGCUUUGCAAGCUACAGAGGACUUCUCCCCUAUCCGGCCUUGCUUUGUAAUCUCAGCACGUUUUGCAUCUCCCUUGGAUAAUUCUUGUUGGAAGUCUGCUCUGCUAUACACCAUCAUCGAUGAACUAUAUGAAAGACCCUUUGCAUUUGGAUCAUUUGACCGGGAGUAAACGGGUUACGGCUCCUUCCCACCAUCAUCACCACCAUCACACUCACCAGUCGGUGGCUCUUGUUUCAAUGGCAUCUACCUUGGGGCAGCAGCGCUCAGGGGAGUGUAAGCAGAGACUGGAGGUUCAUACUAUCUCAGACACCUCCAGCCCUGAGGCCACAGAUAAAGACAAGAAUCACACAAGUAAAAACGAGGACAGCAGCGCAGAUGACCCCUCCAAAAAGAAGAGGCAGCGCAGACAAAGGACACAUUUUACCAGCCAACAAUUGCAGGAGUUAGAGGCCACUUUUCAGAGAAACCGCUACCCAGAUAUGUCCACCAGGGAGGAAAUAGCUGUGUGGACCAACCUCACGGAGGCAAGAGUCAGGGUGUGGUUCAAGAACCGCAGAGCCAAGUGGAGGAAGAGAGAGAGGAACCAGCAGGCAGAGCUGUGUAAGAAUGGCUUUGGCCCUCAGUUUAAUGGGCUCAUGCAGCCCUAUGAUGACAUGUACCCAGGCUACUCCUACAACAACUGGGCAGCCAAGGGCCUGACCUCAGCGUCCCUGUCUACCAAGAGCUUCCCUUUCUUCAACUCCAUGAAUGUUAACCCACUGUCCUCACAAAGCAUGUUUUCCUCACCCAACUCCAUCUCUUCCAUGAGCAUGUCUUCCAGCAUGGUGCCCUCUGCAGUCACUGGAGUGCCAGGCUCCAGCCUCAACAGCUUAAAUAACCUCAACAACUUGAGCAACCCCUCUCUGAAUUCAGCCGUGCCAACUUCAGCUUGCCCUUACGCCCCUCCAACACCGCCCUAUGUCUACAGGGACACAUGUAACUCCAGCCUGGCAAGCCUUAGACUUAAAGCAAAACAGCACUCUAGUUUUGGAUAUGCCACUGUUCAAAAUCCAGGAUCCAAUUUAAGUGCGUGCCAGUAUGCCGUGGACAGACCCGUGUGAUAUAAAUACGUAUCAUAUAUAAAUAUAUAAAUAUAAAUACAUGCAUAUACAUACUAUAUGGGAAACUCCUUCUCCUGAGACUGAAACAUUGAAUAAAGAAUUGUCUGGGCACUAAAUAUGAGAGGGAAAGUCUGAACCUCAAAAAUCAGAUGGAUCUUUUGUUUUCAAAGGAGUCCAUGCAGAGAUAUCUUUGAAAGUAUUACCAACAGACACAGGACAUUGAAAAAAAAAAUUAUAUAUAUGGACACAUAUUUGACUGGAUGUUACUACAAGCUUGUUAAAUUUUUUUUUUAUGUUUAGCAAUGUUAAAAAAGGACUGAAAGGAUGUAUAUAUUGAAAUGUCAAAUUAAUUUUAUAAAAACAGUUGAUAGUACACUUUACAGUGUUAAAACGCAUUAGGCUUUACCAUAAAGCAUGUAAUGAAAGCGAAUGGGCCUGUCCUUUUCGUUUGCAAGCAUUGGGAAUGUAUAUAAAUAAAAUUCAACACUGUAUUUCUGGUCUAUUAGACACAUUGUGACUUCAGUUUAGAAUAGAAUCUCUGGUGAAUACUUUUUUUUCCCCCACAAAACAAAAACAAUGUAAAAAGUUACCAUGUACAACAACAAUCUUUGACAGUGUUUUCAGCCAUAAAUUGUGUGUUAGUUGCUGGGUAUGAAUUUAGUAAAUAUCAAUGUACUUGGUCAACUGAUAUGAACACAGGGGGGAGUUUGCACACAACUCCUGAAGGAUCUCCAAAAUUGUAUGAGCACAACGCACCCACCCUUUAUCUAAGCAGCCCUUGGACAGUCCGUUGCAUCUACAAGUGUAGUUAUUUAUUUGUUUGGUUUCCAUAAUCUGGUUGAUAUAUAACCGAUCGAUCUGGUUUUAGAUUGAACUCUAAUGUAUUGUUUUAAAAUUAUUUGGCAAAGAAAAAAAAAAAUAUUGAUGAUGAUGAUGAUGCCGCUUCAACAAUAAAUGUAUCUCUUUCGGGAAAACAAAGCCAGUAGUCUCUUAAUUGAAUGAAAAUCGCACGUAUUCUUGA